CCAUGCUGACGCGAUCUAUAAUCAUAUUCGACCUCUUCAUCUCUCCUGUCAGUUCGGGACGUCUGGGAAAGAGAGCGCCACCUAAUGAACACAGUGGUCCCGUCGGGCAGGGCAGAGAGGCGAGACGGUACGGUGAAUCGCGCGCAGUUCCCGCCCCUGUCCCCGUGCGCGCCUCAUCAGACUUCUCACAUGUUUGUCGACCAUGAAAUGCUGGAGACAAUCUUGUGCAGUGUUGUUGUUUAAGUCGUGCGGUUUUAGCGUAGAGUUGGGGACGGUGUUAUUAUUUUUUUUAAAAGUCCCCAAUGUUUACUCGUAGCUUGUGAGUUGGUUCGUGUUUACUCCCUUUUUUUAUUUUUUUUUUAUUUUUUUUUCAUUGUUAUUGAUAGUCUGUUAGUUGUUAAUCGUUAUCACAGUUAUGGAAUCACAGAAUCAGGAUGGGACAGUCGUAGUGCCUACUGAAGUUCCCAAUGACCCUGGAAAAAUGUUUAUUGGCGGUCUCAGUUGGCAAACUAGUCCAGAAUCGUUACGAGAAUAUUUCAGUAAAUUUGGAGAAAUUUCGGAAGUAAUGGUGAUGAAGGACCCAGCGACAAGGCGAUCAAGCCGGCCAGGGGAACUUCUACUGGACAGUGCCGGAAGACCGAUGUACAACUCAAGGGGUUUCGGUUUUGUUACGUUUGCCGAAGCGAGUAGUGUUGAAAAAGUAUUAUCACAAGCAAUACAUGAACUAGACGGAAAAAAGAUUGAUCCCAAAGUAGCGUUUCCUAGGAGAGCACACCCAAAGAUGGUCACUAGAACAAAAAAGAUUUUUGUAGGGGGUCUUUCGGCUCCGACGACUUUAGAAGAUGUCAAAACUUAUUUCGAACAAUUUGGACCGAUCGAAGACGCCAUGUUAAUGUUCGACAAACAAACAAAUAGACAUAGAGGUUUUGGUUUUGUAACGUUCCAGUGUGAAGAUGUGGUCGAUAAAGUCUGCGAAAUUCACUUUCACGAAAUUAAUAAUAAAAUGGUAGAGUGUAAGAAAGCUCAGCCGAAGGAAGUAAUGUUACCAGCCAACUUAGCGAAAACGAGAGCGGCGAGUAGAGGAACGUACGAUUUUAUGUGGUCACUUGGCGCCGCCCUAUCAGAUGGUUUUCCGUCAACUGCAGCGUAUGCCGCAUACACGGCUGGCCGCGCGGGAUAUUCUGGCUACCCCAGCUUUGGACUACCUUAUCCAGCAGUGAUGAACAAUUACCAGGCAGCGGCUGCUGUGGCGGCGCAGGGUUUCGGGCCCCCGCCGGCCUCGCCGCAUGCGACGACGACUCGCGGCGGUUUCCCGGCGGCCAAUUCCCCCGGACCCACGAUUGACAUGUACACCUCCAGCGGCAACGAGAGCGUCACAGGCUACGUUCAGGCUGCUUCACCUCAACCCUCUGCUGCCUUCCCAACAAUAGCAGUUUCCCGGGCUCCUAUCAAUUACAACCCGGGACCAUUGAUUCCGGCUGCAUUCACCAACGGUUACCAUUGAGUGCCAUUGUAUAGUCACGAGCAUAUGCCAACUGAUCUUUGAGGUUUUUGUUGAUCUUCUGAAGUCGAGCAGUUUCUGAAGGCAAUUUUAAAGCGAUCUAGUCGAUAAAUAAAUCGGUGACUCAUCUUUUAAUAAUUUCAAAGCGGAACAAAUGAGAGGUGUAUAUUUGUGUGUGUAUAUUCAAGUAUGUCAUGUAAUUUUAUCAUACUUCAAUAAUACUCAUUCAAAACUGUUGAUUUUUACAAUAUUUAAAGAGUCUAAUAAUUAUUUGAGGGGUCUAUACAUUUUACGAGAAAUUCAAGAACUGAAAUUAAAUUUUGAACUAAUUUUAAGACAUUUUUGCUGGUUUAUUCAUCCUUUAUCUUCGAAAAUUCUGCAUCAACUUUUUCUUGGUUUUUCUUUAUUUUUCUUUGUGACUUUUACUUGUUCAAUUUCAAUUCUAUAACACAAGGAUACUUCUCUACCUGACCUAUUGCUCACUCUAUAAAUUAUAUUUUCUUAAAUUUUCUAAGACUUAAGAAACUAACAAAAGAAGGAACAAUAAGCUAAACCCACAUCAAGGUUUUUGUUCAACAACUAUUUUAUUUUUAUUCACUUGCGAUUCUGUUUUUGUUAUCAUUUUUCCUACAUAUCAUAUUAGUUGUCCUAGUCAAAUCGUACAUCGGCUUUCAAAAGAAAAAAUAAUAUGUGAUCCAGGGCAGUCAGUUUUUCAAUUUAUACUCAGACCUUGAAGAGGUUGAGAUAUACUAUUGCUCACUGACAAUUACAAACGAUUUUGAUGAGCUUGAGAACACGUUUUUCAGCCACAAAACAAUUCUUCAGGGACCUUUACCUAUUUUCUCCAACGGAAAAAUUAUAAAUAAUUGAACGUUUGAAACGUGGUAGGUACUGAGUUAUUGGUGGGUUUUUAAGUAGACGUUUCGGAACAUUCUCAUCCUUUACGUGAAUCAUAAUUGUUUUCCCCCAUUUUUUCUCUCUUCCUCUUUCCCUUGAUUCUUUUAUCCUCAUAAAUACUUGAAAAAUGAAGCUCAUUCUUAGACCGUCUCAUUUUCGCAUGUAAUUUCAGAAAACUAUAAAUGGCACAUUAUUGUAACGCAUAUCGAAGGUGGAACUAUGAUUUUACAAGCUAACUCGCCUUUUUAGGAGGUCAUAAACGUUCCGCGUCCGCUAUCUCUGACAAUGAGAUAAUCAAACUCGAGCAUGACUGAAAUGAGAUACCUCUCAGCUUCUGGCGAGCACUUAAAAAUCGUCCCCACUGAAUAAAUUUUUGCGAGGAAUACUUAGAUACGUUUCUCAAACCUUUUUGACUUGUGAUAUGUGUAAUUAAGUACCAGAUUUUGGGCUUAUCUUUGUUUAGACCCUAAUCAUAAAUAGACCCAAUAUUAAAUUGCAUCAAGUGUAGUGUGUUUAAAUUUACGGUGUAAUUAAAUUUAAUUUACUUAGCAGGAAGCUUCCGUUAAUCCCACAAAAUCUUUCAUCGCGAUGCCGGAAUUCCAUUCCAACGGAUUGCAGAUUAUUUUUCACUGCGCACGAAGUGCACGAGCGGCAGUCGCGGCAGCAAGAAAUAAUGCGGCGCUAUCUUUUUUUUUGUUCGUUUAGUCUAUAAUCUGGUUUUCCAUGCUGUCUGAAAGAUCUCUAUUGGGUACGCUGGCACAUUGCACGGACGCUUUUUGCAAGUUAACUCCGAGUUUUGCACGCUUUACCGCUCGAACCAUAAUAUUUUGAUCGCAGAAAAAGAAUAUCUCCUGAAAUCGAGGAACGCAGUUUCGUAGUUUCACCAUCAAUAAGUUAGUAUUGUGUAAACAGUCCCAAAUCCCAAGCACUAAAAAAACCGCUUGAAGGGAAAUUUCCACCGAAGCUUCGUGGUCAUACAAUUUCCAACUGUUUAAAAACUUGAAUAAUAACAUAUCGAUUUUAACAAUCACUUUACUGAAAGUUAGAGAAAAUCCGGUUACUAUUUACCAACGGAAUUUUAAAGUCAUAAUUUUAGUAUACCUCUGUAUUUAUGAGUUCAUCGAUCCGUCGCACUCGGGCAAUACAACUAAAAACACUUCGUUUCUGUUACCUAGGAAUAAAUAAAUAUUUCUUUUUUUUUAAAUGUCCCAUGAGGAGUUUCUUUUUUUGGUCCAUAAGUAAAAAACAGUAAUUAACCUACAAUAAAUCUUUAGGUAAACAUUGUAGAUCCUGUCUACAGAUAUUGGUAGGUUCUUUUAAGUUUGGUUUCACAUUUUUUCAUUUAUUUUCUCCUGUCCUUUUAAUGAAUACAUGACUACAUAAUUUAGUCCGUCUCUCGGCAACUAAAGACAAUUUCCUCACUGAGUGAGGAAGAUCGACUUCUCUGUUCCCGCUUGUAGGAAACCCACGGAUAACUUGGUUUCGUAAGGCUAUUUAGGUGUCUGAAAACCACGUGUAAAACUAUAGUACAUGGUGGAGCACAGACUGACUUCAAAAGUACUACCGAAUCACACUUCUGGCACUUUUCUCAGCUGGUGGUCAAUUUUUAAAACCAAUUACUAAAGUUUGCCUCACACCAUUUUCAAGCGCACUUAACGACUUUCAGUGAAGUCACAAUCGUUCGUAUAGAUAUAUACUUUGGAGUUUAUCCAUCCUAUUUGGGCAAUACAACUAAAAACGUUCAACCUCUGCCAUUGGUUGGUUUACUAAUGAAGAACAGUUGUUAACAUUCAUUAUUUUUUCUCCUCUCGUUUUCUUGUGUAGAAGUUGUAUGUCAAAAGUUCAUCGUAGGAUUUUUAUUUCUAUCAAUUUUUUUCCUGUCCAUUUAAAGUCGAUACAAUGAACCUUCAUUUAUCUUUCGGCAAUGAAUGUUACUCGCCGUUAAGCAAUUUCGUGAAUAAAUCGUUUUUUUAAGGAAUUGCAAGGGUUUGAAAACUAUUUUUAAAACCAGAGAACAUGACGGAGUACAGACUGAGCGGAAAAGUACCACUGAAUCAUAGUUCUGGCACAUUUCGCGGUCAGUGGUCGUAUUGUAAUCUUGAUUACUCAAGUAUGUCCUCCGCUUUCCUAGUUAACCCUUUUUUAUUUUAGCUGAUUCUCGUGGAGAAACAUUUUGUCUAUCUACAGGCAUUUAACUCGUUCCUCAAGUUCGUCACGUUUUAACAACUCUCCAAUUUUACAAAAUUAUCUAUAAGAUCCAAAUUGCUGAAAGAUGAAGAACUGUAUUACAAAAGGACACCGGCUUGCUUGAUCAUGAAGAAUACACUCAAACACCCCCCCCCCCCCAAAAAAAAAAAACAUAAUUAAUCUGAAUUUUGACCUUGCAAUUUUAGUUGUGUUGCCCUUUUGAUCGUUGGGGCGUUGUAAACCAAAUCCAAGAAUUUUGCUCAUUGAUUAUUUUUCGUUUCUUAUACAUUACUUCCACAAUCCUCUCUCUCAGCCUUAGUAAACAAGUUCUUGUAGGUAUCUUAAAAAUAUUAUUCAACUGUUCAUGAAAGUAAGCAGUUAUACUUUUAAGAUGUAGACUUAGAUAAAAAAAACCGACGGAAGAAAAUAUUGAUGCAUUAUUUUUAGUUUGGUCAAUUUCACUAAGCUAGCAUAUAUAUAUUAAACAUAUGUUUUAUAUAUAUACAAUUUAAAUAUAUAUAAAACGAUUAUUAAUGAUAGGGAAUAGCCAUAAAUGUUGCCGUUUUUAUUCUACACACAAGAAUAAGAUUGUGGGUAAUAAUACAUUUUAAGAAAAGGAAAAACAAGUUUCUAUUUUUUCUCCGUUUGGGAGUAUCUUGAAACGUAACUUUAUUAUAUUUUUUUUUAAUUUUUAUUUUUUUUUAUAUUAUAAAAAAAAUCUUUGUUGCAUUUGAGAAUUUUACUUUGUUAAACGUUUCUGUUUACUUGAAAUCCAAGUAAAACAUUGUUAGAAACUGUUAAUUAGCUUCAUUGUAAUUUAAAAAAGAAAAAAUAUUUAUAUUUAUCCUCCAUUCAAAUGACAUUCGACCAAUACGCAAACUUCAUCGAUUUUGAAUAUGGAUGAUACAUGGGGAGCAUUCCUCGUUAAUCCAAUAAAUCUUCAUCUAUUGUUUCGUUUUUUCAA
Bemisia tabaci is the source of this 5549-nucleotide messenger RNA. RefSeq names its product RNA-binding protein 6 (gene Rbp6). Gene Ontology annotation, cellular component: cytoplasm. Gene Ontology annotation, biological process: regulation of translation. Gene Ontology annotation, molecular function: mRNA binding. NCBI's taxonomy places the organism in Eukaryota, Metazoa, Arthropoda, Insecta, Hemiptera, Aleyrodidae. The record is from RefSeq and is a predicted model, not a curated record.